GAAUCUCACCCUCAACCCCAGCAGUGCCACCUUCGUGUAGUAAGCACACCCGUUCUCGUUCACCGUCUACCUCAACGACGUCAACGUCUGCUCGCGCCUUUCAUUCUUUUCUACCACCAUGGAGGUCCUACUCGACUUCUCAAGGGAGUUCGAUGUCCCCCUCAUGGACAAGGUUGUUAUGGCAUUUUAUUCAGGUGCUGGCCAGGAGCAACAAUUGGCCCAGCAAGUAUUGACUCAGUUCCAGGAGAAUCCGGAGGCAUGGACAAAGGUGCCAGAUAUCCUCGAACAUUCAACAUUCCCACAAGCGAAGUAUAUCGGUCUGCAAAUUCUGGAGAAACUCAUCACGACAAAGUGGAAAACCUUGCCUGAAGGCCAACGCCAAGGAAUCCGAAAUUUUAUUGUCGGAAUCACUGUCAAAGUCGCGUCUGACGAGGCUACACUCAGAAGGGAAAAAACUUAUGUCAACAAGUUGAACCUUGCACUAGUCCAAAUCUUAAAGCAAGAAUGGCCUCAGAACUGGCCGACAUUCAUCAGCGAAUUGGUCGAAUCAUCCAAGACCAAUCUUUCUCUCUGCGAAAACAAUAUGGUUAUCCUGAAGUUACUUUCCGAGGAAGUUUUUGACUACUCUGCAGAACAAAUGACACAGGCCAAGGUCAAGAAGCUGAAGAACCAGAUGUGUGGCGAAUUCUCGGAAAUCUUCAAGUUGUGCUCGGAGAUUCUGGAGGAGGCUCAAAAGACUUCCUUGAUCAGGGCAACUUUGGAGACUCUUCUUCGCUUCCUCAACUGGAUUCCGUUAGGGUAUAUAUUUGAGACGACUAUCAUAGACCUACUUCUUAAUCGGUUCUUGGAAGCGCCAGACUUCCGAAACAUCACUCUCAAGUGCCUUGCUGAAAUCGCUGCGCUUAAUGUCGGCCCCGAAUACGACCCCAAAUUCGUCAUUCUUUUUGCGAUGGUCAUGACAUCCAUCAACCGAAUGAUCCCCCCAAGUACCAACAUCGCUGCUGCCUACGCAAAUGCUGGUGACUCCGGGCAAGAGCUCGUUCUCAACAUUGCGUUGUUCUUAUCGAACUUCCUAUCGAAUCACCUGCGUGCCGUCGAAACCGAGGCCAAUCGUGACGUUUUGCUGAAUGCUCACUUAUAUAUGGUCAAGAUUUCUCAAGUGGACGAGCGAGAAAUAUUCAAGAUCUGCUUGGAAUAUUGGUUGAAACUUGUCGCGGAGCUCUACGACGAAAUUCAGGCUCUGCCUAUUGGCGACAGCGGUUUGCUCAUGGGUCUCAGCCUGGGCGGAACAAGCCAGAAUAUGCUCAAUGGCAUGAAUCUCAGGAAGAACAUCUACAGUGAUGUUCUUUCAAAUCUCCGACUGGUCGUCAUCGAAAAGAUGGUCAAACCAGAAGAAGUGCUCAUCGUCGAGAAUGAGGAGGGCGAGAUCGUUCGCGAGUUCAUGAAGGAGAUCGACACCAUUGUUUUAUACAAGUCGAUGCGAGAGCUCCUCGUCUACCUUACCCAUUUGGAUGUCCAAGAUACGGAAACUAUCUUAACUGAGAAGCUUUCCAAGCAGGUUGAUGGUUCUGAGUGGUCAUGGCAGAAUCUCAACACGCUUUGUUGGGCUAUUGGCUCUAUCUCCGGAGCAAUGAAUGAGGAGAUGGAAAAGCGCUUCCUUGUAACAGUCAUCAAGGACCUCCUCGGGCUUUGCGAGAUUAAGCGGGGCAAAGACAACAAAGCGGUGGUCGCGUCCGACAUCAUGUACAUUGUUGGUCAGUACCCAAGAUUCCUCAAGGCGCACUGGAAGUUCCUCAAGACGGUCGUGAACAAGCUUUUCGAGUUUAUGCACGAGACGCACGAAGGUGUACAGGACAUGGCAUGUGAUACGUUCAUCAAGAUCGCUCAGAAGUGUCGGAGGCAUUUCGUCAUGCAGCAGUCCGGAGAGCAAGAACCGUUCGUGGACGAAAUUCUACGGUCGUUGGACAGGAUCACUAUCGACCUUUCACCGCAACAGAUCCAUACUUUCUACGAGGCCGUUGGAUAUAUGGUCUCCGCACAACCGAACAAACCUCAGCAAGAGAAGCUCAUCAUAAAACUCAUGGACCUCCCGAACCGCGCGUGGGAUUCUCUCAUGGCGCAAGCCUCACAGAACCUCGAUGUUCUUAGUAGCAUGGACAACAUUAAAGUCCUUGGGAAUGUCUUGAAGACCAACGUCGCUGUAUGCACCUCCGUUGGCAGCUUUUUCCUGCCACAGAUUGGCCGUAUAUUCUUGGAUAUGUUAGGCUUAUACAAAGCCGUCAGCGGUAUCAUUAGCGAGUCUGUCGUGAGAGAAGGUCAAAUUGCGACGAAGACUCCGAAAGUCAGACAAUUGAGAACCAUCAAGAAAGAGGUCCUGAAGUUGAUGGAGACUUUUAUCCGCAAAGCGGAGGAUCUCGAGACUGUCAACAACAACUUCAUGCCUCCUCUGCUAGAUGCUAUCCUGGGGGAUUACAACCGCAACGUACCAGCAGCACGAGACGCGGAAGUACUCAAUGUUAUGGCUACGAUCAUCACGCGACUAGGACCUCUGCUCACGCCGCAGGUCCCGGCUAUUCUCGACGCGGUGUUCGAGCCGACGUUGAACAUGAUCAACCAAGACUUUGCCGAGUUCCCUGAACACCGUGUCGGCUUCUUCAAGCUCCUGCGGGCGAUCAACUUGAACUGCUUCCCUGCCUUGUUGACCCUCCCACCACCACAGUUCAAGCUGUUCAUGGAUAGCAUCAUUUGGGCUAUUAAGCACACAAUGAGGGAUAUCGCGGAGACAGGAUUGAACCUGUGUCUCGAAGUGAUCAACAACUUUGCAGGCGCCGAUCCAGCUGUCGGGAACGCAUUCUUCCAGCAAUAUUUCCUUAGCAUCAUGCAGGAUAUAUUCUUCGUCCUCACUGACACUGACCACAAGAGUGGAUUCAAGCUCCAGAGCUUGCUUCUUGCUAGGAUCUUCCAGCUUGCCGAGACAAACCAGAUCGGCGUGCCAUUAUUCGACCCUGCAACAGUGCCAGAUCCCACCAUCAGCAAUGCUGUCUUCCUUCGCGAAUACACUGCGAACCUCCUCAAAAACGCAUUCCCCCAUGUGCAAACUGCACAAAUCCAGACCUUCGUCGUGGCUCUCGGGGAAUAUCACAGCGACAUCAAUCGAUUCAAGUCAGCACUCCGAGACUUCUUGGUUCAACUCAAGGAGUUCUCAGGUGAUAACGCUGAGCUGUAUCUCGAGGAGAAGGAAGCAGAGGCACAGCUUCAAGCUGCAGCUGAACGAGAAGCAGCCAUGCGUAUUCCAGGCAUGCUCAAACCUUCGCAACUCGAGGAUAGAGAUGAGGACAUCUAAGCUAUGGGGUAGACCGGUGCGUCUUGAGGAUGUUGGUGUAAGAUGCAUUCCCUUGAUUCCCCCCAGUAUCUUGUGUAUGAUUUCGCUGUCCAGCUAUUUUUCUUAUUAUCCUUCUUUGCUAUCGUCCAUCGUACCGUCUGCAGCAGCAAUAUUUCCAAUGUAACAAUAGCGUACUUAGUUAGGCCAGGAAUACACAGAGUCAUAAUGUAUUUACUAUGGUGAUUAGAGAUGUUCUGAAUAGGUUGAAGUAAUGUAUCUAUCGAGAUUAUAGUGAUAGCACGGUAGGAAAGAAAGAUCAAUCAAUGUACGAGGAUGGGGAUGUGCUGUCUAUGUUGCAGUCUUUUCGGUAUCUUGCUGCGAAUCCUCUGAUUUGACUA
Molecule: messenger RNA, 3720 nt
Organism: Somion occarium
Lineage: Eukaryota; Fungi; Basidiomycota; Agaricomycetes; Polyporales; Cerrenaceae
Source: the annotation of a GenBank genome assembly